Molecule: messenger RNA, 4903 nt
Organism: Procambarus clarkii (red swamp crayfish)
Lineage: Eukaryota; Metazoa; Arthropoda; Malacostraca; Decapoda; Cambaridae
Gene: UbcE2H
Product: ubiquitin conjugating enzyme E2H
Biological process (GO): protein polyubiquitination; ubiquitin-dependent protein catabolic process
Cellular component (GO): nucleus
Molecular function (GO): ubiquitin conjugating enzyme activity
Source: RefSeq, a predicted model, not a curated record
UGACGUCAUGAGGUCUCAGAAGGUCGCCAUUGUGUGUUGUGUUGAGUCGUACUAGGUGAAGCUCGCUGUUUGGCUUGGAUUUAGGGCUUAGUGGCCCUUCUCAACCCACCACAAUGUCAUCACCUAGUGCAGGAAAGCGUCGCAUGGAUACCGAUGUCAUCAAACUUAUUGAGAAAAAGCAUGAGGUUACAAUGCUCAAUGGGCUCAACGAAUUCUGUGUUAAGUUCUAUGGUCCAAAAGGCACCCCAUACGAGGGUGGUGUUUGGAAAGUACGCGUCCACCUGCCAGAGCACUACCCUUUCAAAUCUCCGAGCAUUGGGUUCAUGAACAAAGUUUAUCACCCCAACAUUGAUGAGGUGUCGGGCACAGUGUGCCUAGAUGUAAUAAAUCAAGCCUGGACAGCCUUAUAUGAUCUAUCAAAUAUCUUUGAAAGCUUCCUUCCACAACUUUUAACAUAUCCAAAUCCAAUUGAUCCCUUAAAUGGGGAUGCCGCUGCCAUGUACCUCCACAAGCCUGAAGAAUACAAGAAAAAGGUGUCAGAUUAUGUUAAGCGAUAUGCAACUGAAGAGGCUCUGAAGGAGCAAGAAGCUGCUCAAGCAGACUCUUCAGACUCUGAAUCCUCCAUGUCUGACUUUUCCGAAGAUGAAGCACAAGACAUGGAGCUCUAACCAUCCCAGCUGACCCGUAUCAUCGCAGUCUCCUUCAUCCUCCCCUCCCCAUCACCUCGUGCUCCAAACUCCCAGUCAGCUGUUUAUCUGCCAUAGCAUCAUUUUUUCAUAAUACAUUUCAGGUAGUGUACAAUCAUUCAUUAAAUUUUUGAGGUCCAAUUUCAAAAUAUAUUCGUAUUUAUGAUACUUUUGCCCCCCAAAAUUGUAUAAUGACAGAUGGUUAUUGAUACCUUGCAGCUUUAUUUCCUUUACUUUUGUACAUAGCAAUGUCUCCUCUUCAGAUAAAGUUUAUCAACAAUAACCACAUGUCGUUAGUGGUAUUCACUCCAGUUCGAUAUCAUAUGGGGAAAAUGUGAACCUGGUGGGAUAAUUGGUUUUAUUUUUUUGUGUAACAGAUAAUAAGAGUUGUUGGUGUUUUGACAUUCAACCAUGGCAAGUAUUUGCAAGACCACUCAGUGAAAAUUACAUGAUUAUAGGAUAGGGAUUAAUUUUGGGUCGGUAAUUACAUUCAAAGCAGCCAUAUAGUCAGUCAUCCUUUAAUCAAACUUACUUUUUUUUCUAUUUUAUUUUUGCUAAGCUUAUUACGUUUUGCCAAAUAUGCUCAAGUACAGUACUUUGAGGUACCAUCAACUGCCAUAUUUUGCCUUGAACUGCAAUAAUUGGAAUCAUUUUUGUUAAAAAUUACUACAGAUGGCUAGCUCAAGAACUAUACAAAAAGAAAUCAAUAAACUGUAUGCAAUUCUAUUCUGAGAAAACUUAGGAUUGUUAUCUAUCAUUACUAUAGAAAGAUUAUAGAUUUUUGUUCUAAAGCUGCCUGAACAUUUGGGAUACUGUAUUUAGUAUUUUUUUAAGCAGCAAAAUUGUAUCAUGUUCAUGUACAAAGUUGAAAUUUACCAGGUAAUAUAGUUUCUCCACUGAUCAAAUAUUUUGUGAAUAAACACAACAUUUUUACAGAAGAAUUGUUGCCUUGAGAAAACGGCUGGCAUAAUUGAGAGUCAUGGAGCUUCAUAAUCGUUCACAGAGAUUAUAUUAAGAGUAAACAGUGACUCCUUCACAGACAAAUGAGGGAAUAGUUUUUAUACAGGAGACAUUUUUUUCCUAGUGCCACACAUUUGUUCCCCCCGUGUGCAUUCUUGACUCAGCUCCUGCGUGUUUUCUCGUUUGCUAGUUUCUCCCCCAAGUGUUGUGUUGGUGGUAAGAGUAACUCACCGAGCUGAUUGCCAGUACUGAACAACAACACAUCACACAUGGUAAUUAUUAUUAUCUGCUAUACCUCAUGUGUUAUAUUAUUGUAAGUGAUCUUAUAUGCAUUUUGUAGCUGCAUACAGUAUACAAAUGGCUAGUAACGUCUUAGUUUUCACUUAAUACUGUAGUCCAUCAGUGUUAUAAUACAUGAUAUUGCCAUCUACAGUUUAGAUGUUCUGGUUAAUGUCUUUAUAUAAUUAUAAUGUUAUCACACAUUGAAAAUACUCAACCACUAACAUGCAAGCUCAAAAUAAAUAAAUUUGCAAAUUACUACAUGUUCCAUUAAUAAAUAUAACUUCAUUAAGUCUGGAUAAGAUUAACCAUAUCUCUUUAAUUUGAGUAAACAAAUUCUUCAUUUAGGAUUGAAAGGAGCUGACUUGAAAUGCACUUGGUGUUAUCAGGUGGAGGGACAGUGGUGGCCAAGUUAUGUACUUCCACGUACCACAAGGCCUCGGCUCUGUUAGAAGUUUGCGUUAUUAAAGACAUCUACAGUUCAAAGUUUUCAUACUUUGUGUCUGCAAAUAUUUUAAAUCAUUUUAGUAGGAAAACUUUAGAAGUUUCAAAAAGAAAUUUCCCUCAAAGCAGUUUUUAUUGUAAGUAGAACUUUUGAGAGAGUUUGAGCUUGGGGUUUCUGGGAGUACAGUGUUAUACAUGAUGUUGAGUGUGACUGUGACUUUAUUUUAUCUUAUAUGAUGACAGAUAGUUUAAUAUGUCUGUGUUUUGUUUUAGUGCUAAGAUGUUUGAACUUGAGGACUCGGUAUAUGCACUUCAUUCACUACACUGCGUUUUUCAUUAUUUUUUGAAGGAGUCUGGAUGUCAUAGCUGGAAACCAGAAAUCCAUAUUGGUUGGUUACAUUAACAUGUUGGCUGGAGACUCUUGCCUUUAAUUAGCAAUGGGAAGCUGUGUAUUAAUGAGCCUUGGGAUCAUUGAUAUUUGUGAACUUUGGGACCAUCAUUGGCAAAUCAUGUUUGAAAAAGAUUGAUGUAAGCUUUUGGGGCUACACUAUAACAUUAAAUUGUAGAACUGGUUGGCCAAACAAUCAAUUAAAUAUCUUGUUAAAUGUGAUGCCUAAUUGGCAUGUAAAAUAUUUUCUUAGUCGAAAAAUAUUUAUGAACGGGAAUUUGAACCCAUGCUGCAGGACAUUGAACAUAGAUUACUGAACAUCAAAAGAGCAUGCAUAUAUGCCACGUCUAGUCAGUGAUCAUUGUGCCACAUUACAGAGAAGCACGGCAUGUAUGGAUAGUUUGUUUUUGUUCAAACUUAAUUUGCAGGUUUUGGAUGAAGGGAUUAAUGGAAACUAAUAUGUUGGGUAAUCAAAAAAUAUUUUAAGCUGCAGGAUGUUGAUUUCAAAGAGGUCUGUGCUUGAUAGCCCUUGUUCCUCGGUGCUUGGAAGCUCUUUAAUGUUGAUAUCAAGAGUUGCCUACUGAGACCCCAUUCUCUCGACUCACAUGUACACGAGCAUACACUUGCAUACUCAUCCUUACAAUACAACUUUACGUAGUUCAAUGAUAUGUUUGUUUAUGCCUCACAUGUAGUACUGUAUGUCAUAGUCCAUCAUACUUUUGUAUAUUUUAUGGCAGAGAUUUUAGGUUUUCAAUUUGGAUUUGAUUGUUUUUAAUUGAUUUGUAAAAAUAGUGUACUGUACAAAUGUGGAUGAUUAUACAAUAAUUAAAAUAACUUGAUCAUCUAUAACAAAGAAUAGAUUAAGAUGUUUUAAUAAAUAAUUUUUCAGGCAAUAGCAUGACAUUUUCAUGAAAGAUCAUUCAAUUAGCUCAUUGGCUGUGGACUGUAUCAUAGGUGAUUUGCUCUGAUAUUUAUAUUUACACUGCUCUUUCAGUUUAAAAUUUAAGUAAUCAGAGCUCAAGAAUAUUUCAAGCAAUUUAUGCAGUUUUUAUUAAAGUAAGGGUCAAAAUAAAGAGGAGAAUAUUCAUUCGAAUCAUAUUUAUUUUUUAGAUUUAGUUAAAUAAUUUAUAAAACUAAUAAAAGCAAGGUGAUUUUUUUUUAUAAGUUAGAAAUAUAACAAGCAGAAUAUUAAAGAUAUUUAUCCUGUUCUGAAGAAUGGGAUUUCUUCUAUUUCUAAUGUCAUCUAGGCAUUAAUGUAACCAUUUCGCGUGUCUCCUUGUGCUAUUUCGUUUUCUAUUGAUUCUGUCUUCUGGUUCUCCACUUGGUGGGUGUGCUUGCCGAGGCCAUUUUCAGACUUUUAACAAAUUCUUGUUUUUCAAGGCAAGCAAUUAGCAGCUGCUUCACUUAUGUUACAGCCAAAUCAGCAAGUAACUUUUUUUUUAAAGUGAGUAUUUGAAAUAUUGUAUCAAAUAAAGUUUAAAUGUUAAUGAAAUGAUUUGUGUGUGUGUGAGAGAGAGAGAGAGCCUCGAGGGAUGUAUAUUACAAGAGAGAACAAGGCAUAAUUGAGAGCUAAGUGUAACUUUUGUUUGCAAUUGUAUCUAAUCUGUGAUCUGUUAUAAAUGAAAUAAGAUAUUUAUGGAAUCGGAAGAAUGCAAAAGCUGAUUAUUAUUUGCUUGGACAUUUCAUUUGUUGGGUUGAUUAGGAAUUUUUUUGUUAAAACAAUGUAUAUUCCACAAAAUCCUGUACAAAAUUCAACUGCAAGUGAUCUUUGAAAAAGUUUUGUUCAAGUAUAAUUGAAAGCUGUUUAGUGAAAGUGGAGUUGAUGUAGGCAAUUCAGAGUGCAACCAAGAAACUGAGUUCCAUGGACAAGUAAUGUGAGAAUUGAGGCCAGUGGCUAAUGGAGUUGAGCUGCUCCGCCCACCAUCUAUGGUUCUCCUGUGUUGCCAUCGUUGUGUCAACUUGAGCCAAGCUCUGUAGAGAGAGAGUUGUAAGCUUCCUGCUAUGUUGCCUUACUUUACUUUUGAGUGUAAUGAGUAAGCUUACUUGAAAAUGUUUAUAGUUGUGUAGACAGUAUAUUCCUGUUAAAUUGGUAUAUAUUUAAUGACUUCUUUAUAAUAUAUUCAAGUGGAAUAAAUUUUAUUUAAGA